This is a messenger RNA of Paramecium tetraurelia, 1104 nucleotides long. RefSeq lists its product as uncharacterized. NCBI's taxonomy places the organism in Eukaryota, Ciliophora, Oligohymenophorea, Peniculida, Parameciidae. The transcript is spliced from 6 exons. The record is from RefSeq and is a predicted model, not a curated record.
AUGUAGAAUUUAUUCAAAUUUCUUAAGGUCCUAUUCAGAGUUUAGGCUAUCAUACCUUUUAAAGAGAAAAUUGCUAUCAUUGAUAAACUCAAUAUAACCAUAAACCAGUUUUGUUAUGUGACAAACUAUGAAUAUGGAAAUAUAGAAGAAUUCAUUUCGAUGAACAAAAAGAACCUUUUAAGUAAGGCAAUUUCUAAGAGGAAUAGCACGAGUUAGAAAGGGUUUGAAAAAAAGAUUUUGGAUGCAGAACAAUACAUUGAAUAAAUAGAUAAUAAGACGAAAAUCAAAUUCGAAUAACUAUCAUCUUUAUACAGUUUGAAAUAAAUUGCUGUUAAAAUAAUAGUAAAUCUGCUGUUGAUAGCUUUGAUAAGCAUUGCUGGAGUUGUCACAAUUUAUUGUACUAUUAAUAAUAUAGAGUUGUUUAAUAAGAAUUAAUUUAUGUUUAAUAGUUAAAACGUUUGGAUAUUGCCUGCUCUAAAAGAAAUAUUUACUAGUUAAAACCAUGAUGAUUAUUCUUUUAAUGAUACAAAUGCUUUUAUAAUUCUUCAAGCUUAUUUUGAUCAAAUAUAAUCAGAGUUUCCGGUGUACUACCAAUCAGAUAUUGAUGAAAUCAUCUACUUUUUUGAUAAUAAUAUUUGUGAUGGCGACACAUAAAUAAACAUGGAUUAAUGCACUCGUAGCAUUAAUGGAGCAUUAACUAGAGGAAUCAGAGAAUAUGAUUAUUUACUAUCUUAGGUAGCUCUCAAAUUGUUACUCCCAAAAGACGAAAGAUAUGACAAUAUAACAUAUUCUGCUAUAUAUGAGUUUAAUAAGUUAUAUUACUUCGUUUUUGAUCAUUACAUUCUAGCAAAGGACAUAUGGGUAUCAGUCUCGAAAGCAACUUUAGAAAAGCAUGAUUACAUCAGUUUAAUAUUAUUAAUAACUGUUAUUAUAGGAAUGUGUCUUUAUUUUAUAAUAUUUAAUGAAAUAGGGUAUGUGUUGCUAAAAAAGAAGGAGUACAAAUUUAUAAAAAUGUUCUAUAAAUCAUUCAUGCCCAAUGUCUCAAUUAAUUAGCAAAAGCGAUUAAGAGUUGAAUUAAUCAAAGCAAGAUUCAUAAGAAAAUGA